Messenger RNA from Anopheles aquasalis, 1192 nucleotides. RefSeq names its product tenascin-R-like. Lineage: Eukaryota; Metazoa; Arthropoda; Insecta; Diptera; Culicidae. The record is from RefSeq and is a predicted model, not a curated record.
GUUAGCAUAGAGAGCUUCAGUGAAAAUGAGGCUGACCACUGGUUUUCUGUUGGUUUGUGUUACUUGCUACGCCGGGACAACUAGCAAAUGCCCUGUAAACACCGACGCCAUUCUGGAAACAUCGACGGCCAAAGAAGUUUUGGGACAAGUGCUGGAGAUGCUGCUGGGCAGAUUGGAUGACGUGGACCGUAAGUUGUUGGAUCUGCAAGUUGAGAUGGCUGAGCACCGCGAGGAGGUGGAGCGUAACCGGGCGACCAACGAAAUGACAUUCGUUGACUUCUUAUGGGCUCUCCACCGGCUCGGGGAAGACGUUGGGCGUAACAUGAGUGUUCUUCAGGAUCGUUCGCUGGUCAUCCUUGAUCAACAGAAGUCUUGCGCGAACCAUGAUCGGCUGCGUGAGCGACUGUUCGAUCACAUCCCGAAGCAGAACCAUUCGUCAUAUAAAACCCUGGAACAGACGUUGCUCUCUUUUAAAUCGCGAAUUCCGGCUGGUGUCUCCUCGCCAACAACAUCAACAACACCUCGGACAACGACUACAACGCAACCAACAGUGACCGAGCCACCAAUUUAUGCAUCGUGCAAGGAUGCGCCAGCAAACAUUUCGGGAGUGUACCUUAUCCGCAUAAACAACGAUAGUGCGCCGUUUAAAGUCUAUUGCGAGAUGGAAUCGUAUGGGGGCGGAUGGAUUGUAGUGCAACAUCGGUUUAACGGCUCGGUUGAUUUUUAUCGAAACUGGGCCGACUACCGAGACGGCUUUGGUGAGUUGGAUAGUGAAUUCUGGCUCGGGCUGGAGCACAUUCACCAACUGACGACCGCUCGGAGCCAUGAGUUGAUGGUGGAGGUUAAGGACUUUAAUGGUAAUUCAGGGAAUGCGUACUACAGUUCAUUUGAAAUAGGCAGUGAGAGUGAGAAAUACAUCCUCAAACAAGUGGGAUCGUAUAUUGGCACUGCAGGAGACUCGCUGAAAGAUCACAAGGGAAAAAUGUUCUCGACGAAGGAUCAGGAUAAUGAUGAGAGUUCCGUUGAACAUUAUGCUGUUACUUAUGAAGGCCCCUGGUGGCAUGUGUAUAGCUAUUCGAAUUUGAACGGACAGUACAACAAUACCACCGAUACGAAAUCAAUGUUUUGGUAUCAUUUGAAAAACGAUUGGCGAGGAAUGAGCUUCAGCAGGAUGAUGAUUCACGAGUUUUAA